Carassius carassius (crucian carp) is the source of this 1183-nucleotide messenger RNA. RefSeq names its product transmembrane emp24 domain-containing protein 5-like. Gene Ontology annotation, biological process: endoplasmic reticulum to Golgi vesicle-mediated transport; Golgi organization; intracellular protein transport. The transcript is spliced from 4 exons. Gene Ontology annotation, cellular component: Golgi apparatus; endoplasmic reticulum-Golgi intermediate compartment; COPII-coated ER to Golgi transport vesicle. Lineage: Eukaryota; Metazoa; Chordata; Actinopteri; Cypriniformes; Cyprinidae. The record is from RefSeq and is a predicted model, not a curated record. The coding region runs from base 140 to 817 and encodes 225 amino acids.
AAGUUUGUGAGGCGGGGUCCUCAAGUCAUAGCAUUUCCAUGAGCAUUUCCAACUCGUUUGCUGAGCUGUCCCGAGCAGCUGCUGAAGUUUUCAGAAGAACUUUCAUCGGUUGUUUAUAAAGGUUUAUAAGUCUAGGGAGAUGCGGUGGAGUAUGGAGGUGCUGAGAGUGUGUGUGGCGUGUUUGUCGCUGUGUGUGUGUGUGAUCAGCGCGUUCUCUCAGUCUCUGGACGGUGACUUCACCUUCAGUCUCCCCGCCGGACGCUCAGAGUGCUUCUUCCAGACCAUGAAGAAAGACGCUUCGCUGGAGAUCGAGUACCAGGUUCUGGAUGGAGCGAGUCUAGAUGUGGACUUCUACUUACAGUCGCCCAGCGGUCACAUUAUAGCCACUGACCACAGAAAGUCUGAUGGGGUUCAUACAGUGGAAACAGAAGAGGGAGACUACAUGUUCUGUUUUGAUAAUACAUUCAGUGCAGUUUCUGAGAAGGUCAUCUUCUUUGAGUUGAUUCUGGACAAUAUGGGAGACGCCGAGGAAUUGGAGGACUGGAAAGCGUACGUACAGGGAGCAGACCUUCUGGACAUGAAGCUGGAGGAUAUCAUGGACACCAUCAACAGCGUGAAGUCUCGACUGGGAAAGAGUCUUCAGAUCCAGACUUUGCUGAAAGCCUUCGAAGCCCGCGACCGCAACCUGCAAGAUAGCAACUACGAGCGGGUCAACCUGUGGUCGUGUACCAACCUUAUUGUCAUGGUGAUUGUAUCCGGGGUCCAGGUGUACUUGCUGCGCAGCCUCUUUGAUGACAAGAGGAAGACGCCCACAUAGCUGCCUCUACUGCUACUGACUGAAAAACACAAACACACACACCCCUCUGUCUGUCUCUCUGUCCUUACAUCCUCCGUUUACUCCCGUCAAGUGUCCUUGGACUGAUAAUAGCUGCAGUCUCUCCUCCUACAAACCUUUUCAUGUCUCAAGACAAUCAUUUUCUACUUGACUAAGCCGAUAAAAUGAAAGCUUGAAGUUGAUCUCUAAGCUGCUGCUGUGACCGAUCUAACCCGUUUUAAAUCUAGAUGAUUAGACUAGUUUUGUGUGAUGUUUAGUUACUGAAUUUUUCCAGGGACUGAUAAGAAUACACUGAUAUGUGGCACGUUUCCUAUUUUUGUAACAAACCAGCAAAGAAUUUUGAAAUGU